Messenger RNA from Mangifera indica (mango), 3057 nucleotides. Its product is annotated as protein IQ-DOMAIN 32-like. The record is from RefSeq and is a predicted model, not a curated record. The coding region runs from base 263 to 2617 and encodes 784 amino acids. NCBI's taxonomy places the organism in Eukaryota, Viridiplantae, Streptophyta, Magnoliopsida, Sapindales, Anacardiaceae. Gene Ontology annotation, molecular function: protein binding. The transcript is spliced from 6 exons.
AUAUACAAAGCUUGCGCUGAGCGCGAGCCUCAGCUAUGGCAACGUGCUUCUAAAGAGUUGGAUUCCAACUCAAGGGUGAACUACAUUUAAGGAGAGCGUUGAGGCCCGCGAUAUCUUUGUUACAAUUUCCAAUACAACACAACAACAUAAGGUGUCCUGUCUGAGAUUUAGAGAGAGAAAUAGAGUGACUGAGAGUGAGAGAGCAAGGUCUGUGUGACUGUUGGAGAAAAAAACGAUAAGAAGAAGGAAAAAAGGAAAGGAAAUGGGAAGAUCCACAUCCUCUUCUUGUUUGAAAAUUAUCGCCUGCGGUAGCGACUCAGCUGAUAGAGAUGAUCCUGAUUCCUCUGAGAGCAAAGGUGCAAAUGACAAACGCCGGUGGAGUUUUCGAAAGAGAUCUGCUCGGCAUCGAGUGUUAAGCAACACUGUAAUAUCAGAAGCCCCAUUAUCUGCCAAAAAGGAGAGCCCAGAAUCUGCUGAUGUCAACUACCAACAACCCAAUAACUCCAGUGUUACAGAGAAAAUCUCUAUGAUACAAUGCAUUGAAGAGAAACCUCAGCUGUCAACUCCGGCGGAAUUGAAAGUAUCUGAGACUAUUGUUGUCACAGAUACAGAGAGCAAACAUGAUUCCAUCCCUGAUGAAUCUGUCGUUAUUGUCAUCCAGGCUGCUGUCCGAGGGUUCUUGGCUAAAAGAGAAUUCCUAAAGGUUAAGAAUGUGGUUAAGUUGCAAGCUGCUGUACGUGGGCACUUAGUUCGCAGGCAUGCUGUGGGAACCCUGCGUUGUGUUCAAGCCAUUAUUAAGAUGCAAGCUCUUGUUCGUGCUCGUCGUACCCGUCUUUCUCUAAAUAGUUCAAGUACAGAGAAGAAGGAGAAGGAAGAGUCAGUAUCUAAACCAAAUGAGACUUACAUUUCCAUUGAGAAACUACUUAGAAAUAGUUUUGCUCGGCAGCUAAUGGAAUCAACACCAAAGACCAAGACCAUCAACAUUAAAUGUGAUCCCGCAAAAUCCGAUUCUGCUUGGAACUGGUUGGAGAUAUGGAUGUCUGCUUCAGCUAGGAAACAGUCACCAACAACAGAGUCAACAGUUGCGCAACAUGAAAAAGAAAAUACUGAGAAAUUUGCCUUGCCUAUAGAAACUAUUCAUUCUGAAAUUUCACGUGAUUCAGUGGAUGUGGACUCAAAGUCAAGUGCUAGGGAAGCUGUUAUGCCAUCUGAAAGUGAAGAAAAUCUGAUGGCUCCGGAUGCAGACAAGUUUGCUUUUCAGCCAUGCCAGCCAGGUUCUUCUAUGUUGAGAGAUGAUUUGGAGCUCUACCAGCCUGAGAAAACAAGCGAAUUUGCUGUGACUGAGAUCCCAAUAGAGAUGAGUUCUCAUCAUAAUCAAGUAAAUCAAUCAGAGGAAGCUUCUCAAAAGGAACUAAACUCUCUUUCUAGUAAGCCUGAAAUUGAAAGUGAACAACCCAAACGUUCAAUGAAAAGGUUUGCCACUGACAAUCUUGAGACAGAGGGGAAGAAAUUUGUGUUUGGAUCGAGAAAGUCAAGUAAUCCGUCAUUCAUUGCUACACAAUCAAAAUUUGAGGGGCUUAGUUUAUCAGCGAAUUCAGGAAGAUCAGUCAGUUCGGUGCACCAGGACAUUUCAGCUGAUUCAAAUGUGGACAUAAUUUCGUCUGGAGCAGAUACUUUAACCAGGACAAAGGAUCUUGACGUAACAGAAAAUUCAGUUUCAAGGUUUCAUGGUGGCUCUGAAUGUGGCACUGAACUUUCUGUUACUUCCACUCUUGAUUCUCCUGAUAUAUCUGAAGUUGAAACCAGAGAACAUGAGAAUGAAGCUAAAGUUAUGGAGAAGGAAAUUUCUGGUCCAACCAACUCAGAUAAUUUGUAUGUCAAAGGUGCAACUACCAUCCCAGUGUCUGAUGAGUCCCACUCAAUUGUGGAGCAGCCUGAGAAGAUUGAUGAGGUCCAAGUUGAAUCUGUUACUUCAGCUGCAGUUGUGGACUCUUCACCUGUUGAGCACAAGCCAGAAGGUAAUUCAACUGAUGUUGACAAUGUACCAGACUCUGAACCAGGGCUUCAACCACACAGGCCAUCCCCAGAAGCCUCUCCCAGAAGCCAUAUGACUGUUCCAGAGCCCCAAGGAACACCUUCAAGCCAGGUAUCAGUGAAAACUAAAAACAACAGAACAGAAAAAAGUGGUUCCAACAGAAAGCGUAAGCCCCUGUCUGCAAGUAAGGGAUCUCCAUCAAAUCCAAAUCAUGAUUCAGGUGUUAGAAGUAGUACAGAACAAUUGCCAAAAGGUGAUAAAAACGGGAAGAGACGCAAUUCCUUUGGUUCUACAAAAACUGAUAACAUUGAACAAGAACCAGGAGAUAGUAGCAGUAGCAGUUCUCUCCCCCAUUUCAUGCAAGCCACAGAAUCUGCAAAAGCCAAGCUUCAAGCAAUUAAGUCACCCGGAUCAAGUCCAGAUGUCCAAGAAAGAGAUACCUACAUCAAGAAGCGGCAUUCCUUGCCUGGUGCAAAUGGAAGACAAGGUUCUCCACAUAUCCAGCGGUCAUCUUCCCAGGCGCAGCAGGGUACUAAGGGAAAUGGUACCCAUCCUCUUCAUGAAAGAAAAUGGCAAAGGUGAUGAGAUGGACAAAGUGACGAGAAGCAUAAUGGAAGUGCUGUUAAUAACCAGUUCGGAUUAGAAACUUCGAUUGGAUUGGAUUGGAUUGUUGGUCUACUUGACUGGUCGCACUAUAUAGAUAUCUACACUUGAGUUCUUUUGCAUUUGAAAGCGCAUUAGCUGAUCUAUGCAUGUGGGAUUAUGGCAGGAAAGGACACAGUAAAGGUAAAGAAGUCAGGAUCCCAUGUAUAUUAUUAUAAGUACCAAUCAUAUAUAUAUAUUUUCAUACUUUCGGGCCAGAGGAAUGGUUGUGUGCUGUUCAACUGGUGAUUAUAUACGCUUGUUACAGAUGUUUUGGGAUGUGUAUCUGAGAGUUUGAUACAUUGACUAUCUAGUGGAAAGCUUCUGCUGUUGUUUUCCCACUUGUUUUAAUAAUAAAUUGAUGAGUUUUCAUCCUCCCA